This is a messenger RNA of Camarhynchus parvulus, 213 nucleotides long. RefSeq names its product keratin-associated protein 4-12-like. The record is from RefSeq and is a predicted model, not a curated record. The transcript has a single exon. Bases 1 to 213 code for a protein of 70 amino acids. Lineage: Eukaryota; Metazoa; Chordata; Aves; Passeriformes; Thraupidae.
AUGCCCAACGGAUGCUGCGGCUGCGGUGGCAAUAACUACUCCGUGUGCUGCUACAGCAGACCCAGCUGCUGCAAGACCCCCAUGUGCUGCAGCCCCAUGCAGUGCUGCAGCCCCUGCUGCAUGCCCGUGCAGUCCUGCUGCAUGCCCAUGUCCUGCUGCUACACCAUCAGCAACAACAACAGCGGCUGCUGCGGCGGCUGCUGCGGCAACUGA